Messenger RNA from Oryctolagus cuniculus (rabbit), 2377 nucleotides. RefSeq names its product solute carrier family 22 member 16 (gene SLC22A16). Gene Ontology annotation, cellular component: membrane. Lineage: Eukaryota; Metazoa; Chordata; Mammalia; Lagomorpha; Leporidae. Gene Ontology annotation, molecular function: transmembrane transporter activity. Gene Ontology annotation, biological process: transmembrane transport. The record is from RefSeq and is a predicted model, not a curated record.
CCUGCAGCCGGCGACCCCGCGGCCCCAGAGGGGGGACGCCCGGGCAGCCAUGGGGCAGGCGCCGCCAGAGGACUGGAGAGGGCGUCCUCCCUGUGGUCGGGGCGGGGACCAGCGCGUCCGCUCGGCCUCUGCGGGCCAGCCGCGGGCCAUCUUCUCGCCAGGUCACUGCCCGGGCCUUCCCGAAGGAAGGUGGGCCCUGCCCGGGCUGGCUGUGUUCGAGCCCGGGCCCACGGGGAUGCGCGGCCCGGAACGCCGACGCCUGGCCCCACGCGGGCCACCGAGCUCCACGUGCCGCGGCGCGGUCUGAGGCAGGGCGGUUGGGCCGGGCGGACUCCAGGGACCACACGCACCGAGAAGCCGCGGCGGUUCCGAGAACCCUGAGGUGCGGGUGCCUGCGAAGAGCCCGUCACGCCCGAGUCGCGAGCCCUUAACGCGCGGGCCCGCAGAAGGCGGGCGCUCCGAGGCGGGUCGGCGCGACAGCACCAUGAAGUACCCGGGCGUGGAGCUGAUUUUCGACCACGUGGGGCACUUCGGCAGGUUCCAGGUGUUCAUCUAUUUUAUAUGUGCCUUCCAGAACAUGUCUUGUGGUAUCCAUUACAUGGGUUCCAUGAUUUUGGUAGUUGCUCCCGAGCAUGCCUGCAAGCCCCCAGGCAACGUGAGUAAGUUUGUUGUCCACAAUACCUCUGUCGCGAAGCUGGAGGAUGUGUGGGCCCUGAUGUCCCCGGACCAUAAAGAGCACAUCACAGCAGAGCUGCAGAACGGUGAGGUCUGGGACCUCUCCCGGUGCGGUAGAGUGCGCAGGGACAGCCCAUUACAUGCAGCAAACAGCGGCAGUGAGCCUCACUUUCCUUGCUCGGACGGCUACGUAUAUGACCAAAGGCAAUGGAAAAGCACCGUGGUGACCAAAUGGAAUCUGAUCUGUGACCAGAAAUUGUUUGCAAAGCUGAUCCAGCCCAUUUUUAUGUUUGGAGUCCUGCUGGGGGCGAUCAUCUUUGGCUACUUUUCUGACAAGAAGGGAAGACAAGUGGUCUUGUGGUUCACAAGCACCGGCAUCUUUCUGUUUGGAAUCCUGUCCACAUUUACCUUUGACUACUACAUCUUCAUGAUUGCACGCUUUUUUCUGGCCAUGGUUACAAGUGGCUAUCUUGUGGUGGGGUUUGUCUACGUGACGGAAUUCGUUGGCAGAAAAUCUCGGACGUGGACAUCCAUGAACAUGAACAGCUUUUUUGUGUUUGGCCUGAUAGUGGUGGCUUUUACAGGCUACUUUGUCAAGACCUGGUGGCUUUAUCAAGUUAUCCUCUCUUCAGUGACUUUUCCCUUUAUCCUGUACUGCUGGGUGCUCCCAGAGUCGCCUUUCUGGCUCAUCUCCGAGGGGAGAUACAAAGAAGCGCAGCAGCUCAUUGACGUGAUGGCCCACUGGAACGGCACCAGCCGCUGUGACCUGUGUGAAGUUCUCUCACUGGAUCUGAGUGCGCCCGUUGGUAGUAAAUCCGCUGCCACUAAGAAGCCCAACAUAUUAGAUCUGUUCUAUAGCUGGAAAGUUACAUCAGGAACACUGACUAUUUGGCUUGUUUGGUUUACAGUGAGUUUUGGAUUCUAUUCUUUGUCCAUGAAGCCUAUUCAUUCAGGAGACAGUGUGUACAUCAACCUCUUCCUUGUGGCCGUGCUGGAAAUUCCUGGCUACAUCUUCACAAGUGUCCUGAUCAACAAGGUUGGGAGGAGAAUUGGUCAGGCCUUCUGCCUCUUCUGCAUUGCUCUGUUCUGCACCAUCAUCAUCGCCAUACCCCAGAGAUACUACUUUGGGGUGAUUGCAGCAACUAUAUUUGCAAGAUUUUUCAUAGGAUCAACAUUUGGCCUUGUUUACCUUUAUACUGCUGAGCUGUAUCCAACCGUUGUAAGGUCACUGGCCAUGGGCACCAGCAACAUGGUGUGCCGCGUGGGGAGCAUCUUGGCCCCGGUCGCCCUGUACCUCAGCAGCACCUGGAUCUUCAUGCCCCAGCUGAGCCUGGGGAUUCUCUCCUUCCUGGGUGGAGUGUUCUCGAUGACCCUGCCGGAAACCAACAGGAAGCCGCUGGCGACGACUUGGGAGGAGAUGGCGCUUCUGGAGUCAGAACACCAAAGCACUUCCAGCAAAGCCGUCCCCACCGCCAAUGAGCCGGGCGUGGAAAACACGGAAGUGGUUAAGCUCGAGGAUUCUGGCCUGGGCGAAUGAAUGUGGGGCCAGCGCCUGCACCUGCACCCUGUUCAUCACGAGAGGAGAGUUACUCCCACCCCCACCUGCUGAGUAGGAGAAUGUUUCGCACGUUUUGUAAGAAAGUUUUAACAAUUGUUUUGUAAAAGUAGAAGAAAUAAAACGAGACUUGGAUGUUGUUUUAAA